Messenger RNA from Lethenteron reissneri (Far Eastern brook lamprey), 1561 nucleotides. RefSeq names its product heat shock protein beta-11-like. Gene Ontology annotation, cellular component: cytoplasm; nucleus. The record is from RefSeq and is a predicted model, not a curated record. Gene Ontology annotation, biological process: protein refolding; response to heat. Lineage: Eukaryota; Metazoa; Chordata; Hyperoartia; Petromyzontiformes; Petromyzontidae.
GACGAAGACCAACGCUCACAGCUCAAGCAAGACUCACUGUGAAGCACAUCAACAAGCAAGGAUGGCCCUGAGUGUUUCCUUCCCUGCGAUGCACGUGAUGGAGAGGAGCGUCUGGCCAGGCUGGCCUAUUUGGAAGCCCUGCGGUGAAAGUCUCUUCCAGCAGCUGCAGCGAGACAUGAGGAGCGAGAUGGAGAGGAUGGAGAGAAUCUUCCGUGGAGUCGGUCAGCUCAGCAGCCACACGUGGGCUCCGGACAGCCUCAGAAACGCGCUGCAGCAGCAGCCGGCCGUGAGCAGUGGGUUCCAGAUUGAAGAUCCACAGGAGCAGGGAGACGGGUUUGUCACGUCCCUGGACGUGCAGGACUUCUCCACGAAGGACCUGGCCGUGAAGGUGUCUGGAGACAAGCUGGUGGUGGCUGGACGGCGCGAGGUGAAGAGCGGAGAAGUCGGCAGCGGCAGCUACAGCCACAGCUGCCAGGAGUUCCACAGGGAGACGCAGCUGCCCAGGGACGUGGACCCGCAGAGCGUGAGCUGCUGCUUGACCCAAGACGGGAAGCUGAAGGUCAAGGCUCAGCGCCGCGCCCUCCCUGCAGCGGCCGAGAGGGUGGUGGCCAUUGAGCAGCCAGCGACAUCGACUCCUGGCACGGCCUCAUCCCCAGUCGCCCACCUUCCUAUCUACGCUGCCACCCUUGCAUAGAAAGUGACUUUGAGAAUCUGUUUCAAUAUGACUUUUUGUAUUGCUAUGUUCAAUGUUUGGGAAUGUUUCUUUAAUUUAUGCAAUGACGUUGUUAUGCCUCACGACAGGUGUCUUGCCUCACGGCAGAUGUGGGGCGUAUGUACACAGGAAUUUCCUGUUUUUGAUGCUAAGUUUGGUCACGUGACCAGGAAGUUGCGAUUUAAGAUUCCCGCUCAACCACGCGGGCGUCGGCCAUUACACACAUAAUUCAAGAUGGCGGCACACAUCGCGUCCCAGUGAAGCCAGCUGCAAUUUGUCCAUUGUGGGACUUUAAGAAGCAUUGUCUGUAAGUUCGUUUAUGUUCUUAUAAUAUUGGCAAUGAUGUUAUAAUGUUAGAAUGACCGUUAUAAUGAUGUAAAUGCCUUUAUAAUGCUGUUAAAUUGUUAUGAUAAAUACGAGGCCUAGUUAACAACGAAGCCUGCAACUUUCCUUAUUGUGAAUGUUACUUGUAAUUUAAUAAGUCGAGUCAAACUUGUACCCAAGUAACUUUAUUGCGAUCUGGAGAGCAAGGAUGACGAAAUGUCUCAUUCAUAGUGCAGUGUUAUGUGUAGUACUGUACAUCUGGGGUGCAGUGUGAUGAUAACACGGUGUGUCUUUAUGUAACACAAUAGCUUAUGCUCUUGCACAGCUAUUCAGUGGUAAUGUAGGUGCCUGGUCCAUCCAGGAUUUAUUGUUGAGAAACAUGUUAUCUAAGACAAUGUUAUGAUGCUGUGGUGUUCAUUCAUUGUGUUGGUGUUUCCGGGUAUUAACAGAUGCUGUAUCUGUGCUGUUUUCUUACCAGUUUUACCUCGUUAAAUUCAAUAAAUGACGUUUGGAGUCGGACGUUCA